This is a messenger RNA of Leptidea sinapis, 2322 nucleotides long. Its product is annotated as nitric oxide-associated protein 1. The transcript is spliced from 3 exons. Bases 160 to 2292 code for a protein of 710 amino acids. NCBI's taxonomy places the organism in Eukaryota, Metazoa, Arthropoda, Insecta, Lepidoptera, Pieridae. The record is from RefSeq and is a predicted model, not a curated record. Gene Ontology annotation, molecular function: GTP binding.
UCAAUAAUAGUUAUUUUUAUUUACAAGUUGUUACAAUUACGUUCAAUAAUAUCAUAUAUUCUUUCUUCAAUAUUUAAUAUUAUUAGUUUGUUCGUCGUUUGAAAUAGUUGUAUCAAAUGCUAUGAUUCAGUUUAUAUCGUCACUUUGUUAAAUCAAAGUAUGUUGCAUCCCGUGCGAAACUUUUUAGGGUUAUGUCGGGAACGAUUAAUAAUUUUACAUUGUAAACGGAGAAAAAUUGCAACGAACAACAGAGAAAUAUCUACUAAUAUUAAAGAUUUUAAGUUAUUAUUUCAAGAAUAUAAGGAUAAAAUAGUAUUUAGUUCGUAUUUAGAUCAAGAAAAACUUAAGCUUGGUCACCAUAGAUAUUUCAUUAAGAGUACUUUGAAAGCAAAAAAAGAACGAAAAAGGCUUUUUAAUGAGCAGAGUCUAUCCCCCUUACCGGUUUACUUGAAAUAUACUAAUACAGAAGAAACAUCACUACAAGAGAAUGGUUCGAAGAUCAAUGAAAGAAACAGUGAGGAUAAAACUAUAUUUCAGUUACCAUACAGCACUGUCGCGUCCGUGAACAUUAUCGAAAAUGAUAAAAAUACACCGGAAACUAAAUUUAACUUAAAUACAGUGAAAGAAUUAGAGAAUGAGUUUGAUAGCUCGAAUAUCGAGAAAUGGAUGACAAACUAUGAGUACUUUGAUGAUACACGGCUCAAGGAGGAACUUGAUGAGGAAGAAGACAAUGAUUGGAUUAAAUUGUAUGGAACAUCAGAUCCACACAGCACCAUCAGCAAUGUGCCAUGUGGAGGCUGCGGAGCACUGCUGCAUUGCAAUGACCCGGCUAUACCAGGCUAUUUGCCUAGUGAAAUUUUUAAAGGCAGAAGUAGUAUAGAACUGAGAACAAUAGAAUGCCAGAGAUGUCAUUUCCUUAAGGAACACAACAUUGCUCUAGAUGUUACAGUACAACCCGAGGAGUACGAGAGGCUUUUGCAGUCUAUAAGACAUGUUAAGUCAUUGGUACUGCUUAUGGUGGAUCUGCUUGACUUCCCAUGCUCGAUAUGGCCUGGUAUUGUGGACAUCAUUGGCAUUGACAGACCUAUAUUUAUAGUAGCUAAUAAGGUUGACUUAAUACCUGCUGAUAGCAUUGGAUACUUAAAGCGAGUGAAAGAAUCAUUAAUGGCAGAAAUCAAUAAGACCAGACUAAGAGAUGCCAAGAUCAGAUAUGUGGGAUUAAUUUCAGCAAAAACUGGAUAUGGUGUUGAGGAUUUGAUAACAGCAAUGUUUAGAAUGUGGCUCUACAAAGGAGAUGUAUUCCUUGUGGGUUGUACCAAUGUGGGGAAGAGUUCACUAUUUAACGCAUUACUGCAGUCUGACUAUUGCAAAGUGCAUGCAGUAGAUAUUGUCAAACGAGCCACUGUCAGCCGAUGGCCUGGAACCACAUUAAAUCUAUUAAAAUUUCCUAUCAACAGACCUUCCGCAUCGAAAUUAAAAGAGCGAAAUCAGAGACUGAAAUCACAAGCCCAUUUAUUGAAAUAUGAGGAACAAAUAAGAAAUGCACAAGCACAAGAGAAUAGCCAUUCAGAACCACUGUCUUUAAUGAGUCACAUUGGUAGGACAUUUGCAGAUUAUGAAUACCUACAAGAGAAUAUAUUAGAAAAGAAACAGCCACUUUCUGUUCUAGAUGAUAAACAUGAAUUGUUUGCUAAGAGCAAGUGGUUCUAUGACACUCCGGGAGUUAUUCAUCCCGAACAAGUUCUACCAUUUUUGAGCACUGAGGAAUUGUUGUUGACUGUACCUAAGAAACUUAUUAUGCCACAGACAUAUUACUUACAAAAUGGCCAGUCGUUUUUCAUUGGAGGAUUGGCCAGAGUAGAUCUUGUAGAAUGUUCAGCGCCAUGUCGUUUCAGCAUAUUCUGCUCAGAGUGCUUACCAAUUACUGUUGUCGAGUCUGAAGAUGCUGAUGUAGUUUAUGAUAAAUUUGUUGGAACGGAACUAUUUGCAGUGCCCAUAGGGGACUCAGAGAGACUGAACAAUUGGCCAGGCUUAAGCCACAAACAAGACUUGUUAGAGUUUACUGGUGAGGGUCCACAUCAGUGCUGUGGUGAUAUAGUAUUAUCUUCCAUAGCAUGGGUAUCUGUGACGGCCAAGCCAGAGACUGUGUGUAAAGUGAGAGUUUGGACUCCAAUGGCGCGGGGAAUCCACAAGAGAUACCCAUCACUGCUACCAUUUGCUAAUGCACUGCGAGGAAAACGCGUACGUGAUACACCCGCUUAUAGGAUUGGUAAAGCCAUAGUUGGCGAAUAGAAAAUAAUUAAAUUUUCUGAUCCUAUCUUA